CACACAAAAUAAAGCGAAAUGAAAACUGCAUUUUAUUUUAUAUUAAAUCUUGUGAUAAAUGCAGAUGCGAUAUAGAAAUGUUUCACGGAGAUAUUUCUCAGUAGUUUAUCAGUUAUCAGCUUAUUAAACGUUGGGAAAGUAUUCAAGAAGUCGUGAUGAAUGUGUGCCGACAUCAGACAAAAACUAAAUAGAAUAUGGACUUGUAUUUACAUCGAAAAUUGCCGGUGACCUUUAAAUGCGGAUCAAAACAUUCUCUUUCAUUCAGCCGGGGUACUCCGUAUUAACAGAUACGUGCGUUCAGCUAAAAGAUUUUAUGAACAGAAUCUAAUCUGAGCGAUAAAGUAAUAUUGUCAGAGCAGUAUAUUGGAUUAACGUCCGAAGAUAACAUUCACCGAUUUUUAAAUUCGGAUAAAAGAUUUAUAGCGCUUUCACCGAUGUCUUAAAUCUAUCAUAUUCAACAAAUUCGUGAUGUUUGCAUCAAUUUCUCUCUUAGAGAAAACUGUGUUAUCUGCGACUGGUAUCUUUAAAAACGGCGCGCGAUUUUCAGUUUUUGUGAUGGAAUUGCCAGAUUUCUAGGUUGAAGUGUGUGCGAGUUUCUUCAGUAUCUAUUGAAGAAAACGACUGGAUGUGAUAAGUGUCGUUAUUAAUAAAUCGACUGUAAUAUAUAUUAGAAUUAUUAAUUUUUAUACGUUUAGAUUUUAUGUGCACGUAUAUUUUUAACUGAGAUUGGAUUUAACUUACAAUAUAUGGUACUGUCUUAUGUUGUUUUUUUUUUUACAAUCUGAUCUCAAACUCGGUUUGACUAAUUUAUCAAUAAGUUAUUUAAAAUUGGUUAAUUUCUGUUCAUGGCUUAUUUAAAAAGAAGGACGUGUAUUUAGCUUAAUAUAUUUACCUAAUUAAUAAGUAAACAAACGCAUGUACAUCAAGCGUCUAGGUACUGUAUGAUAUAUUUACAUUACUGUGCUCUUCAAUGUCAAAAUGGAUUAUCACACGGAUAUAAAUGUUGCACGUGCUAAUCAUAAUGAAUAUGGUGAGGAAUUUUCAUCGGAAAAACUGUCAAACGAUAAUGGCGAAGACAACACGGAAGUGACUGAUAUAGACAACACUGACCCCGAGCCCGUGACAGAACCUCUUUUACCAAAGGACGGUUUUGGCGAGAAAAAUGGACCAGGCGUACCGCAAGACAACGGAAAUGUGGAAAGAGAUGGAAAUGUGUUUCAGAUUCAUGAAUCUUCAACAAAAGAAGGUGAGGAGAGUACAAAAGGUCGUGAGACCUGGGACAAAAAAGUGGACUUCCUGUUAUCCGUUAUAGGGUUUGCUGUGGACCUUGGAAACGUGUGGCGGUUCCCGUAUAUCUGCUAUAAAAACGGAGGAGGCGCGUUUUUGAUCCCAUAUUUCCUGAUGUUGGUGUUCCUGGGGCUGCCCCUAUUUUACAUGGAACUGGCACUUGGGCAGUUUCACAGAAGUGGCGCAAUCAAGAUAUGGAAACAUUUGUGCCCCGCUUUUACAGGUGUCGGAUUCGCAAUCUGUUUAGUGGCAACAUACGUUGGUAUGUACUACAACACAAUCAUCGCAUGGGCACUCUACUAUCUCAUCGCAUCAUUCAGGUCAGAAGUUCCCUGGGCAAGUUGUGAUAACGAAUGGAACACACCUCAUUGCUUCUCCAUAAUCCACGAAAACAAUGGCAGUACUGUCGGCAACCAGACAAAUCCAUCAGCUCUUGAAUAUUUCUAUUUCAGUGUUUUAGAAGCCGACAAGUCAACUGGAAUUGGUGACAUUGGUGGCAUUAAAUGGACAUUAUGUUUAUGUCUUGUGGCUGUCAUGGCAACCAUUUAUUUUGCCUUGUGGAAAGGUAUCAAAUCAUCUGGAAAGGCUGUGUGGAUUACAGCUACUGUGCCAUAUAUUGUUUUACUUGUGUUACUGGUGAGAGGGGCAACUUUGCCUGGAGCUGAUGUUGGUAUCAAAUAUUACCUCACACCCGUUUGGAGCAAACUUCUAGAAAGUGGCGUCUGGCUGGAUGCAGCGGCACAGAUAUUUUUCAGUCUCGGACCAGGAUUUGGAACACUUCUAGCAUUAUCGAGUUAUAAUAAGUUCAACAAUAAUUGUUAUUUGGACGCCAUGGUGACUGCAGUUAUCAACUGUCUGACAAGUUUACUUGCUGGGUUCGUCGUUUUUUCUGUGCUUGGUUAUAUGAGCCAUCGUUUAGUUAUACCAAUAGAAGAUCUGGCUGUGGAAGGUCCGGGUCUGGUGUUCUAUGUCUAUCCAGAGGCGAUUGCGACGCUUGACGGUUCGGUGGUAUGGGCGAUCAUCUUCUUUGUGCUGCUUAUAACACUGGGGCUGGACAGCAGUUUUGGUGGUUUAGAGUCUGUAAUUACUGCCGUAUGUGAUAUGAACCCAAGACUUGCUGCAAAACGAGAGGUUGUAGUGUUCUUUGUUGUUCUUUACUGCUUUCUUGGUGGACUCCCAACAACAACCUACGGUGGACAGUAUGUAAUUACGUUACUUGACACUCAUGCAGCACCCACUGCACUGAUAUUCAUCUGUUUUAUAGAGGCAAUAGCUGUCAACUGGUUUUAUGGAGUUCAGAGGUUUUCAAACGAUAUUGAGAAGAUGCUGGGAUUUCAGCCAGGGCUAUAUUGGAAGAUAUGUUGGGCUGGCAUUUGCCCAUUGUUUCUUUUCAUACUGUUCAUACUAUCAAUAGCGGCAUACGGAGGCUUGACUCUGGAUCUUUACGUAUAUCCAAAAUGGUCAGAGGUAGUUGGCUGGUUAGUUACUGCCAGCUCCUUGCUAUGUAUCCCCGGCUAUAUCUUAUUUAGUUUCAUCGUCACACCUGGAGACUUGAGACAGAAAUUGCUACAAAUGUUUCGGCCAGCAGCGAGUUUGCAAAUGCCUGAUUACUACAGGACGGUAAAUGGAAAUGGUGUAAUACACAUGAACUCACCAGAGUUAGUUCCCUUUAAUCCCACAGACAAAGAGGUUCACAUAACUAUGACAAAUUAUGUUUCUCAUAGUGAAGAGAAACCUGUAACCAAGGAUACAGAAAACACAAACAUAAAUGAGACGCGAAUACCUGAUGAAACUUCGGAUUACCCAAAUGGCGGCUUCAAUACUUACGGAACAAAACAUAUUUUUGAAAAUGGCAAUAUAAAAAAUAUUGAAGAAAAAGAUAUCACAAACGUUGAUGAUAAAAAUUCGAAGUUUUCAAAGGAGACUAGCAAUGUUGAAGUGUUGAAUGGUGUCAAAACGAAUAAUUGAUUUCAACAUUUUUCAACAUUUUGUACAAUAAGAGUUCAGAAUAUAUCCGGGUUAAGAUUUCGCCAAAAAAAAAAAACGUUUCAUAUGAAAAUGUUAGUAAACAAAAAUCAGGUAAAAUACUUUGUGCAAUAUGUUUAGAAAAGAAGCUACCACAAAAUGUUACCAGUGUUUUCCUAUAAGUGACUCUACACGACAGUACAUUGUCAUUCUUAUAGACAGACAAGGUCAUACCCACAACAUUACUCAGAAAGUUUUUGUCGAAUUUAAUUCAGUUCCGGAAAGAACAUAUUGCAGGUAUUACAGUCACCUUUCCAUGUGAUAGAUCGAAGAUAUAGGUGUACUAUUCUAGUUAUUAAGUGGAAACUGAAAGAAGUGACUGUAUCAAAGUUAAUGGUGCUAAAACGCCUUGACAAUAUGUACAGUCUCGAAAAUAGGUAACAAAUGGUCAAACAAAAAGAUAUUAUGUUAAAAGUGAAAUUAUAUUAUUUAGUAAAGUGUACAUAAAAGCGAAAUAUGUAAUUUUAAAUCAUUUUCAAGAUAAAACCCGAGCCUGGCAUAUGUAGCCAAUUCGAGAAAGUCAUGAAAGUAAUGAACACCCUAGAAAGAAACUUUCUAUUUUUUAAACAAAUAUUGUUCUCAAAACGUCAUUGCAUCUGAAGGAAGUUCAACCACUGAAAAAUUGAUAAACUGAUUUGAAAAUAAUGGUACACUGGUAAAUUUUCACACUGGUCUUCUUUUAGAAAAUCGCAGUUUUGAAAACAUGUGUAAAGAAUAAGCUCCACAAGAUUUUAAUGAAACUUUCAUGAUUGUAGAUUUUCCUAUUUUCAGUCAGAUGGCCAAAUAAAUUUAAAGGCUUAUGUCCUUACUUUUUCGCAUUUUUUCAACAUUAAACAGAGCCUUAGAUUGCUGUCAAUUUUAAGUUAUUUUGGAUUAGUUCUCUCAUUUAUCAAUAUAAAAUAAUAUGAAAUUAGGUGCUACCUAAAAGACAGAGCUCCCUUGAAAAAUCACCAGUGCCCCUUAAAAAUUAAAGGAGUGGUGCUGGAAUUAUCUGGAAUUAUGGAUUCGUUUAGGAAGUUUAGGUUCUAUUAGAUCUAUUAAAAUUAUAAGUAUUAAUGAUAAUUCAUGAUUUCUGAAUGCAUGUUUUAGACUGCAUCAAGAUUAAUUCUUGACAUGUGAAAACUCGAAAGAUAUUCUAUAUAUAAUCAAAAGAAAGUUCGAUAUAGACUAACAUCUGCACCAAGAUAAAGAGAAAAAAACGUAUUUGAAUAAUUUCUGUACUGCAUCAACAAUUUUACAUAAAUUAUUAUCAUAUUGGAAACCAGUCACAAAUGAUAACUCCUUCAAAUUGAAAAGCUUGAACCUUGAAAAUUUCAAACCUAACAAUCUCAUUAGGCCAAUAGCCAAAGGAAUUCUGUCUCUUUGCGUGUGAAUGUUUGGCAAUGAGGACUUAAUGUAAAAAGUUAAUGUUCCAAUUCCAAAGUUAAUAGAAAUUAGAAUUUACGUUAUCCUGGAAAUGACUAUUGUAAUUCUUUUAAAUGUCAUUAUUGUCAAAUUUUGGUUCUUUUUGGAAGGAAAAAUGUGUCCAACUUUCAGUCAAAAAUACUGCUAUAAUAGACGCCUGGUAUGGGAAAAUUACUGUCAAUUACAUGACUGUACAAAGCUUGUUUUAAACCAAAAAGACUAGCAAUUUUUAAAAGUUAAUGAUCAGAAUUUUACCUAGAGAAAAACAGUGUUUGACGAAAUUCUCGAAAACCCCUGAUUAUUUACUGAACUUCUAAGUUAACAAUCUAUGGCUUUUUUAUGGUUAAUCUUUUAGCACUAUAGAAUAAGGAUGGUAGUAAGAAUCUUUUUGAUGUUUAUUGAUAAUUCAUCGCCAAGAGUUUUAGUUUUUUUGAUAAACUCUGGUCAGUGAUAUUAAAGCUAACGUUUGAAAAAUGUGAACGGGGAGAAGAGCAUUAUUUGCUUUUCACAGUUCAAUGUCUGUAUAAUUUGAUCCUAAAGCUUUUUUUUAAAGUUAUGUCUACUGACUACUGCACAGGCACUACACUGGAACCUGACAUCAAAACACUUGUUAAAUUUCACAUGAAUGACUAGUUAUACAAUAUUUUCAAAACUCAUAAUACAAAAAAAAAACAAACAAAAAAACUGAAAUAAAAAAGGAAUUAAAAAAAUCUGGUCCAGUUGAGAUUCAAACUCACGGCCUCCGGAUUUCAACGCAAACUCGCUAACCACUACACCACUGUGGAGUUAUGACGUCAUCUGGACAAACCUAAGUAUAUAUAAUAAAGUUCAGUAAUGGCAGCGUGACGAAAGUCGUUUCAAAAUGAAAAUAUUGUAUUUUAUUUCUUUUUUCUUCGUAGAAAAUGUAUUUAACACUAAUUUCUUAUUAUCAAACGCUCAUUUACAUUUUUAUUCAAUAUUCAAAGCAGUAAGCGAGACGCUUUUGUCAACCGUAAACAACAAGCGUCUACUGACGUCUUUACUGAUUAAUUACUAUGUGCAUAGUGUACUGGAAAAAAUCCGAACAACACCGAUUCCAAAAAGUACCACGAAUUUUCAACUCGAUAGUAUACACAGUUAGAUCUCUCUAUUCGUUUUCUUUUUCAUACGUCUAACCGUAAUGCGACGCUGUCGCCGGUAGCUCUGCUAUAAUAUAAGUGUUAAACAGGCAUUAUUCUAGGUUUUCCGGAUAAAUGCCGUUACGCCGUCACUUCCGGAUAGUCAAACAUUCAGAACUGUCUUAAUUCAACUUGUCAAUAAAAAUGAAGAAAUAACUUUCUGUAAUAAGCUGCAUUAUUUUGACUUCCAGUCGAUAUUCUACCAGAAUAUCUCUUUAAUCUGAAUAUAGUCGGAAUGACAUGUUUCAAGAUCAAAUAGUUUUUAAACAGUUGUAUGUGCGUAAACUGAAAUAUGUCUGUAAAAGGCAGCAUAUAUCCGCUCACUAUUUUCUUAUCUUAUCCUAGAACCUUUUGAAUAUUUUGGAGUAUUUAUAACCAAUCAUCAGUCAGAUUUAGUUGAUAUUAAUAAAACACUAAUUGAUAUUAAAGGAGACUAUUUAUGUCAUACAUGUACGAGUUUUCUCGAUAACUUACUUCUGUUUUACUCAUUACUCAAGUACACUGGCGUUUUUGCAUAGAGGCGUGUAGACAGAAAUCGAACAGAAGAUAUCAAACCUAAGAAUUUACUUUGUUUUAAAAGUCGUACCAUGUUAUCCGUUAUUCAGUUUAUUCAGUUCAAUACAAUGUUAAAUGCAUGAAACGGAAGUUUCGAGUACUGUUAAAUCGCUCAAUGGUACCAUUACCUUUUGAAUAAGAUACGAGAGCAGGUACUUACAUAUUCUUUUACAGUAUAUUUUCUAUGGAUUAUCUUGAGCUUUUCUGUGAAUGACAUAUGUUUUAGAAAGAAAAAUACACACUGAAAAGCGUUACAAGAAAAAAUAUUUGUUAUAUCUGAAUUUCAGUGUAAAUUGUACAUAUUGCUUACAACAUGAUCUGUUAAAAUGUAGAACAAUCAUUAAAUUGUUUCAGAUGA
This is a messenger RNA of Mercenaria mercenaria, 6786 nucleotides long. Its product is annotated as sodium-dependent serotonin transporter-like. Gene Ontology annotation, biological process: serotonin uptake; sodium ion transmembrane transport. The transcript has 14 exons. Lineage: Eukaryota; Metazoa; Mollusca; Bivalvia; Venerida; Veneridae. The record is from RefSeq and is a predicted model, not a curated record. Gene Ontology annotation, molecular function: serotonin:sodium:chloride symporter activity; serotonin binding. Gene Ontology annotation, cellular component: membrane; neuron projection. Bases 979 to 3255 code for a protein of 758 amino acids.